This is a messenger RNA of Asparagus officinalis (garden asparagus), 1214 nucleotides long. Its product is annotated as ubiquinol-cytochrome-c reductase complex assembly factor 1-like. Gene Ontology annotation, cellular component: mitochondrion. The record is from RefSeq and is a predicted model, not a curated record. Bases 34 to 903 code for a protein of 289 amino acids. Gene Ontology annotation, biological process: mitochondrial respiratory chain complex III assembly. NCBI's taxonomy places the organism in Eukaryota, Viridiplantae, Streptophyta, Magnoliopsida, Asparagales, Asparagaceae. The transcript has 7 exons.
AAAACCCUAAUCAUCAAAUUCUCUCCCAAUACAAUGUUAGCGAGAUGGAGAAGAGCAGCAUCUCAUAUCUCCAACCUCAGAUUGGGGAAGAAUCCAAUGGGAUCCUCUCAAAGAUCUUUUCUCUUUGAUCGCAACUAUGCCAAGGUCGCCGCUUCUCAAUCGAGCCCCAAACCCUCGAUCCCAAUGCUACAGCCGACCAAGCCCGAGGUUAGACUAAAUGCAUUGUUUUGGUCAAAGCCCUGUUCAUUAGCGUUGGCUCCAAAUUCUCCUCUUAGAAUAGAAGAACCACAGUAUGCGGGCAUCAGGCAUUUUAUUCUCAAGCUGAUGUUAUUUUAUAGCAAGCAGAGCAAAUCCAUUCGAGGAGCAAAUGUGGUCUAUCGACGUAUCAUUUCCCAGGUUGAUAAGCCUGCCGUUUAUGAUGUGUUUCAGUUGGAGAAAACAUUUAAAACUACAUUUGCUUUGCUGGUGCUUCAUAUGUGGCUCUUCUUACGCCGCAUGAAGGAGGAAGGAAAGGAAGGAGUUGAAUUUGGGCAAUACCUAUAUGAGAUUUACAAUCAUGAUUUGGAGUUGCGAGUGUCAAAAGCCGGGGUUAAUUUGCUCUUAACAAAAUGGAUGAAGGAGCUAGAGAAGAUAUUCUAUGGAAAUAUUAUUGCAUAUGAUGCUGCUCUGACUCCUGAAGCUAAAAACGAUGAUCUCGCUAAUGUGCUCUGGAGGAACGUUUUCUCAGAAGAUGGCUCAGCAAUGUCAGAUCCUGCAGCUGCUACUGCUGUCCAGGCAAUGGCUAGAUACACUCGCAGGGAAUCUACAUGCCUAUCGAUGACAGAAAGGGAAGCUCUUUUCUCCGGCAACUUCAUGUUUACCUCUUUAGGAAAGCAGUUGCCUAAUCAAGUGAAGGCCACGUAAUGAUACUCACUAGCCAUUAACAGAUGAGAUUACCACAACACUGUGAAUUGAACCUGGAUAUAUGUGAAGCAUCCAUCUCUGUGAGAUUCAAAUUUUGCUCUAUGAUGGAAAUAGGGGAAAUUCAUUCCUGUUGUGAAUAAAUAAAUAAAUAAAAUUCUUGGAUAAUGUCCACGAUAACAAUGAAACCUUAAAAUGGAAAAGUAACAUUAUAAUUGGUUUGUUGACGGAAAAUCCUCAUCGGUUUUUGUUGAAGUUCAAAUGUGCAUCUUUUUCAUCAACAAAGAAAGGGGGAGUGUUGUCAUGUGCUUCAA